Messenger RNA from Lates calcarifer (barramundi perch), 1604 nucleotides. Its product is annotated as macrophage mannose receptor 1-like. Lineage: Eukaryota; Metazoa; Chordata; Actinopteri; Centropomidae. The transcript has 7 exons. Bases 1 to 1320 code for a protein of 439 amino acids. The record is from RefSeq and is a predicted model, not a curated record.
AUGCAACAUAUGUUGCCAGUUGGUACCAAAAAAGAUGGGAAACUGGUCUACAUGUGCUUUGUGGACCUGAAGAAGGGUUAUGAACGUAUCCCCCAGGUGGGGUGUACUGCGGGAGUAUGGGGUACCAGGGCCGCUGAUGCGAAUGAUGUGGUUCUGUUGGCUUCAUCAGACCAUGAUCUUCAGCACACAUUGGACUGGUUUGCAGCCAAGUGUGAAGCAGUCAGGAUGAGGGUCGGCAUCUUCAAGUCUGAGGCCAUGGUUCUCAGCCUGAAAAUGGUGGAUUGUUCCCUCCAGGUGAGGGGAGAGUUUCUGCCCCAAGUGAAAGAGUUUAAGGAUCUAGGGGUCUUGCUCUUGAGGCUGUGUGCUGUCUCAUCACUCCCUGCUCAUCAGUACCAUUUUGUUUAUGAACAAAUGAACAUGACUGAAGCUCAGAGCUACUGCAGAGAAAACUACACAGACCUGGCCACUAUAGACAACAUGGAGGACGUGAACCUCUUGAACUCCAUGGUGGAUUUAAACAGAAUGGUCUACCCAACAUUCAGCUAUUUAGCCUGGAUAGGUCUGUACGACGAUGUGAACAGCUGGAGGUGGUCGCUGUCAGACAGAAGUUUCUACACACAGGAGGAGGCUGAGUUCAGGAACUGGUACAACUACGAACCAGACAAUGAAAAUAGUAGAGAACACUGUGCAUGGAUCACCAAUGAUGGACAGUGGAAUGAUGUUUUUUGUGAUUUCUACCGUACAGCAGUCUGCAUGGAUGUCAGAGCAUUUGUCUUCAUCAACAAUUUCAUGACAUGGACUGAAGCUCAGAGCUACUGCAGAGCAAACCACACAGACCUGGCCAGUGUGAGAAACAUGGAGGAAAACCAGAGGGUAACAGAGCUGCUACCUUCAGGACAAGAUGUCUGGAUCGGCCUUUUCAGAGACUCCUGGAAGUGGUCGGAUGGAAGUAACUCCUCAUUUAGGUACUGGAAUGUGGGUCAACCUAAUGGGAACAAGGAGAACUGUGUGGCAGCAUACUUCGGCUAUCAUGGAAAAUGGGAGGACUGGCCCUGUGAUCACAGGACAGGAUUUAUCUGCUACAGUCCACCUGUCUCAAAGAAAGUGGUGAGAGUGAGGCUCAUGAAGAAAAGCUCCUCUCUGGAUCUGAAUGACCCUGCUGUGAUGGAAGACAUCUUGAGGGAGCUCAAACAGAAGCUGAAGGACAAGGGAGUGGACGGAGACGUCAAACUGAGCUGGAGGAAGCAGUCGGAUGGAAAGGUCUUCCACAAGGAAAAGGAGACUGAGAAGAAAACCACUAAGAAAAGAGAUGAGCUUUAAUGUUUGAAUUCUGUCAGUUUCCAUGAAAGAUUUUCUUUUUCUUUAUCUUUAGAAUAGUAAUGUUUUGUUGAAAAACAUAUUUUACUGUUAACUUUCUGUGAUUUGUGUGAUUAUCUUGAAUUAUUAUCACAUCCUAUUUUUCCGAUAUCCCCCUUGUAGGAAUGUAAACUGUAAGAUUUAUCAUCUUUCAUGUUGUGAUUGCAUAAGUGAGCAGUGCUUUGAGCUACAUGCUAAUAUCAACAUGCUAACAUGCUUGCAAUGGAAAAGGUAAAAUGCAACGUACA